Solanum dulcamara is the source of this 501-nucleotide messenger RNA. Its product is annotated as transcription factor MYB74-like. The record is from RefSeq and is a predicted model, not a curated record. The annotation marks the transcript as partial. The transcript is spliced from 4 exons. Lineage: Eukaryota; Viridiplantae; Streptophyta; Magnoliopsida; Solanales; Solanaceae.
AUGGGAAGAUCACCAAUUAGUUCUGAUAAAAAUGGACUAAAAAAUGGUCCAUGGACCCAAGAAGAAGAUCUUAAGCUUAUUCAAUACAUUCAAGUUCAUGGUCCUGGAAAUUGGCGUAGCCUUCCCAAGAAUGCUGGACUUGAAAGGUGUGGAAAGAGUUGUCUUCUUCGUUGGACAAAUUAUUUAAGGCCAGAUAUUAAGAGAGGAAGAUUUUCAUUUGAGGAAGAAGAAACUAUUAUCCAACUUCAUAGUGCUCUUGGCAACAAGUGGUCAGCCAUAGCGGCUCGUUUACCUGGAAGAACAGACAAUGAAAUCAAAAACUAUUGGAACACUCACAUAAGAAAAAGACUUUUAAAGAUGGGAUUUGAUCCAGUAACUCACAACCCUCGUCUUAUUGAAGAAAACCUUGUAGUUGGGUCUUCAAUGGAGGACUCAAAUCUUGAAGUUCUUGGACUCCUUUUUGUUGGAAAUGGAGAAGAAGAGAAGAGAGAGGAGCUAGGG